Molecule: messenger RNA, 405 nt
Organism: Colletotrichum destructivum
Lineage: Eukaryota; Fungi; Ascomycota; Sordariomycetes; Glomerellales; Glomerellaceae
Exons: 1
Coding region: 1-405 (134 amino acids)
Source: RefSeq, a predicted model, not a curated record
AUGCGAGCGGGCAACAUUGCAAUCCUUGGACACCUCGCUUUCGAGUCCAUGGCAUCCAUGUCCUUUUUCUUCCAGCCACGCAAGCAGUUGCAAGACCCUGAAGCUAGUGAAGAGGCAAUUUUGAUAUGUCACAACUACGCAGGCAUGCUGCUCGCCACUGAUAUUCUCUGUGUACUCUCUCUUAUUCGGAGCGGUAGCGAGUCAUUCGACGAUACCAGCGCCAUGAUCACAUGGUCUAUGGCCAUCUAUCACAUCUUCCCCAUCAGAAGGGCUUGGGCAAGGAUUAAGAAACGUGGAGGUAACUAUACCAAAGAAGAGAAAGUUGCAGGUGGCCCGCCAGGACAUCUUAUCAUUCAUACUGUUUUGUUUAUAUCAUUGGUGUGGGCUAGUUGGCGCGGAAAAUGA